Molecule: messenger RNA, 297 nt
Organism: Cantharellus anzutake
Lineage: Eukaryota; Fungi; Basidiomycota; Agaricomycetes; Cantharellales; Hydnaceae
Product: cytochrome P450
Exons: 2
Molecular function (GO): oxidoreductase activity, acting on paired donors, with incorporation or reduction of molecular oxygen; iron ion binding; heme binding
Source: RefSeq, a predicted model, not a curated record
GUAGCCAUUCCCCGUGUUUCGAUUAACACUCGUCCAAGUGCCUGGGGACCAGAUGGAGAGGUUUUCAGACCCUCUCGAUGGCUGGAUGCUGAUGGUCCUACCUUACCGCAGGUAUCCGUGGAUGGAUGGAACAACUUCGAUGCAUUCGGGGAGGGAUCGCGUUUUUGCAUUGGUUAUCGCUUGGCAAUCUUCGAAAUGAAGGCCAUUAUGGCGGCAUUGGUUAGGGCAUUCAAGUUUGAGGAAGUGCAAGGGAUCAAGAUCAAGAAGAGAAAUUUGUUGACUCUACAACCACUCGUG